This is a messenger RNA of Lodderomyces oxycetoniae, 336 nucleotides long. Its product is annotated as transcription elongation factor. The record is from RefSeq and is a predicted model, not a curated record. Gene Ontology annotation, molecular function: RNA polymerase II complex binding; zinc ion binding. Bases 1 to 336 code for a protein of 111 amino acids. Gene Ontology annotation, cellular component: DSIF complex; nucleus. Lineage: Eukaryota; Fungi; Ascomycota; Pichiomycetes; Serinales; Debaryomycetaceae. Gene Ontology annotation, biological process: transcription elongation-coupled chromatin remodeling; regulation of transcription elongation by RNA polymerase II. The transcript has a single exon.
AUGUCGACAAAGGCAGAUAGAGCAUGCAUGCUAUGCGGGAUAAUACAGUCGAUGAAGUCAUUUCGUACUAAAGGGUGUCCCAACUGUGAGUCUUUAUUACAUUUUAGCGGUGAUAGUUCUCAAGUGGCAGAAUGUACUUCCCCUUCGUAUGAAGGACUAGUGGCUUUAGGACAAGAUAGCAAAGGAUCGUGGGUGGCGAGGUGGCUAAGGAUAGACGGGUUUGUACCGGGGCUAUAUGCGGUUAAAGUGAAUGGACGGUUGCCGUUGGAUAUAGUUGAUACCUUAGAAGGGUUGGAUAUUCAUUACAGACCAAGAGACGGAACUGCAGAGGAUUAG